Messenger RNA from Numida meleagris (helmeted guineafowl), 714 nucleotides. It is a transcript of the gene RPL18A, whose product is annotated as ribosomal protein L18a. The transcript is spliced from 5 exons. NCBI's taxonomy places the organism in Eukaryota, Metazoa, Chordata, Aves, Galliformes, Numididae. Gene Ontology annotation, molecular function: structural constituent of ribosome. The coding region runs from base 131 to 661 and encodes 176 amino acids. Gene Ontology annotation, cellular component: ribosome; cytosolic large ribosomal subunit. The record is from RefSeq and is a predicted model, not a curated record. Gene Ontology annotation, biological process: translation.
UCACCCAACCGCGCUGCGCCGCGGGCCAAUGGGCGGGCAGGACGGCGGCGGGCGGUGCCGCGGCGGGCGGGUGACGUGAGCGGGCCGCGCGUGCGGCCUUUCCUUUCCUGCGGGCGGCGGCGGCGGCAGCAUGAAGGCGUCGGGCACCCUGCGGGAGUACAAGGUGGUCGGGCGCUGUCUGCCCACGCCGAAAUGCAGGACUCCUCCGCUCUACCGGAUGCGGAUCUUCGCUCCGAACCACGUUGUCGCCAAGUCCCGGUUCUGGUACUUCGUGUCUCAGUUGAAGAAAAUGAAAAAAUCUUCUGGAGAGAUUGUGUACUGUGGCCAGGUGUAUGAGAAGACCCCUCUGCGGGUAAAAAAUUUUGGUAUUUGGCUGCGCUACGAUUCUCGUAGUGGAACUCACAACAUGUACAGAGAGUACAGGGACUUGACCACUGCUGGUGCUGUCACUCAGUGCUACCGUGAUAUGGGAGCCCGUCACCGUGCCCGUGCUCACUCCAUUCAGAUAAUGAAAGUGGAGCAGAUUGCUGCUAGCAAGUGCCGUAGGCCAGCGGUCAAGCAGUUCCACGAUUCUAAAAUCAAGUUCCCUCUGCCGCACAGAGUUCUGCGUCGUCAGCACAAACCACGUUUCACCACCAAGAGACCAAAUACAUUCUUCUAAGUACAAAAAUGUGCUGUCAACUCAGUGUAAUAAAGGUCUGUCUGAACCUUUCA